AUGACUCAGGAGCGGCACGAUCUGGCGGCCAAACUUGCUCUGGCUGAGAAGGAUCACCAGCUGGCUAAUCAGCAGACACAGGCCUAUGAUGAGGCCUUCCGAGGCGCGCAGGACGCCCUCCUAGCAGAGUUGCGUACCGAGCUGGCUAAAAGUCAAACAGCGCUGCAGGCCCAGACCAAAGAAACCCGAUCCCUGCGCCAGCAAGUGGAUAAAUUGCAGUUACAACUCAGCGAUGCUGAACGA
Dibothriocephalus latus is the source of this 243-nucleotide messenger RNA. The record is from the annotation of a GenBank genome assembly. Lineage: Eukaryota; Metazoa; Platyhelminthes; Cestoda; Diphyllobothriidea; Diphyllobothriidae.